CAUUCUAGCUGCUUGAAUAGUCUCGAUGGACUCCCCCCCUGCCGAUAUAGAGUCGCUCGCAUUGGGUGACGCCAAGAAGAACCUGCACCACAUCAGAUACCUGUGCUCGCGCGGGCUGAACGGACACGCGCAGAGGAAGCGGAUCUGGCCGCUGGUGCUGGGGCUGACCGAAAGGGACCUCGAGCGGGACAGGCGGCUCCUCGAGACCGAGAGCGCCAAGCUCGACCAGUUCAUGAGGGAGGAAGAAAAGGGCAGGUCGGCGGGGAUGAAGAACAGAGGCCGCCUGAACACGCCGUCGAGGAUCGUGUUUGACCAGGACGACCUGAGCAUGUCUUUCAUCAAUGUCUUGGAUGGGAAGGGGGAUCCGGAGGAGAAGGACGAGGAGGAGGAAGGCGAACGCAAAAAGCUUCCCGUGAAGGAUUGGAACUUGAUCAUUUGCGACGUGAACCGCUCCAUGUGGAUGUUCAUUCAGGACGAAGAAUUGACGAACCGCAGAAGGGAACUUUGCUAUAUGCUGGGCUCUCUGUUUAGAGCCUCGAAAGACGAGCCAGGUCCGCAACUUCACUAUUAUCAGGGACUUCAUGACAUCGCUUCCAUCUUGCUGCUCACGUGUGGCAAGGACUUGGGCUUUUCUAUCUUGAGGCGACUCAGUCGAUCCUACCUUCAGGACAAAAUGGGAUCUUCCAUCGACUACGUCACGGAAGAACUCGACCUUCUUUGGCACCUGGUCAAAAUUGCCAACCCCAGACUGUUCAGAUUCGUUCAGAGCACUCGCCUUAUCCCCUACGUGGCACUCCCCUGGACCCUAACCUGGUUCAGUCACAACGUCCCCGAUUUGAACUCCGCCGCGACUUUCUUUGACCUCUUCCUCUCCUCUCACCCGCUCAUGCCCAUCUACGCCUCCGCCUCCCUGAUGUUGUACAUGUCCUCUCACGGACUGUACAACGUCCGCGGGGACUUCACCGACGUCCACGACUUCAUCUCGAGAUUCUCGUCCACUCACGUCGUCCCCUACCAGAAGCUCCUGAAAGACGCCGUCCUCCUCUUCGACAAGUACCCCCCCCAAAAACUCCUCCUGUCUAACGCCAAACUCUCCGGGUACCUCACCAUCCAGAGGUACCCCUACCCCUGGGUCCCCCCGAACGAGUACCACAUCACCCCCCAAGAGCGACGAGACGCCACGCCCACGCACCUCAAGGUGGGGCUCAUCGCCGCCGGCACCAUCGCCGCCGUCGCCACCCUCACCCUGCUCGUCACCCUGAAAAAAUCCGACGGCGUCUGAACGAGGAAAACGAAACAACUCGUAAAAAAAAAAAAAUAAUUCGCUCACAUUCUAUGCGCGGCUCUCCUGAGAGCGACACCAGCCUGCCCGCGGAAGACCGCCCGGACGCGGCCAGCGACACCCCCCCCGACCGCGCAAACUGCACCGACCCCGACGAGGACAGCGAUCCCCUCAGACAUGAACUGGAUAUAAGGAAUCGCGAGUGGACCCGACUCUCCAAUCAAUUCUAUAAUGUACAUAGUUUACGUA
This is a messenger RNA of Schistocerca gregaria, 1531 nucleotides long. Its product is annotated as TBC1 domain family member 20-like. The record is from RefSeq and is a predicted model, not a curated record. NCBI's taxonomy places the organism in Eukaryota, Metazoa, Arthropoda, Insecta, Orthoptera, Acrididae. Gene Ontology annotation, molecular function: GTPase activator activity. Bases 26 to 1282 code for a protein of 418 amino acids. The transcript has 2 exons. Gene Ontology annotation, cellular component: endoplasmic reticulum membrane. Gene Ontology annotation, biological process: endoplasmic reticulum to Golgi vesicle-mediated transport; positive regulation of GTPase activity.